This is a messenger RNA of Saxophila tyrrhenica, 384 nucleotides long. RefSeq names its product putative nitroreductase. Gene Ontology annotation, molecular function: oxidoreductase activity. Gene Ontology annotation, biological process: cellular response to oxidative stress. Lineage: Eukaryota; Fungi; Ascomycota; Dothideomycetes; Mycosphaerellales; Extremaceae. Bases 1 to 384 code for a protein of 127 amino acids. The record is from RefSeq and is a predicted model, not a curated record. The transcript has 4 exons.
AUGGCCGCAAAGGUUCACCCGGAUGCCUACAAGGGACUUGGCAAGACGGUGUCUGGUUUCAAGGCCGCUUACGGGACGGUUAUGUUCUUCGAGGAUCAGGUGCCGCUUUACGCUUUGGCUGCUAAGAACCCGUUGGGAGACGUUUCUGAUGGCAUGCACCAAUACCUAGUAUGGACGGCGCUUGAGCUCGAAGGUCUUGGUGCCAACCUGCAGCACUUCAACUUCAUGGACGAGUUCUCCGAUGAGGUGGCGAAGCGCUGGGACCUGCCAACUUCGUGGAAGCUGAAGUCGCAGCUCGUGUUUGGCAAGCCAGCAAAUGGCCUUGUACGGAAGUCGGAAAGAACGUACGCUCCACUGCAGGAGCGGGUCAGACUAUAUGGAUAA